Messenger RNA from Triticum turgidum subsp. durum (durum wheat), 996 nucleotides. NCBI's taxonomy places the organism in Eukaryota, Viridiplantae, Streptophyta, Magnoliopsida, Poales, Poaceae. The record is from the annotation of a GenBank genome assembly.
AUGGCAGGCGCCGGCAUCCACCCGUUUCACCAGCAGUGGCCGCCCCAAGCGGCGGUGCCCGCGCCUCCCGCCGUCCCACCGCCUCCCCCCGUACCAGGCGCACCCGAUGCCGCCGCCCGCCCCGGCUCUGACGAGGUCCGCACCAUCUUCAUCAUGGGGCUCCCCGUGGACGUCAAGGAGCGGGAGCUGCAUAACCUGCUGCGCUGGCUUCCGGGAUUCGAGGCUUCCCAGAUCAACUUCAAGGGCGACCAGCCCAUGGGGUUCGCACUCUUCUCCUACGCGCACCACGCCAUCGCCGCAAAGGCCGCGCUGCAGGAUCUGGUCUUCGAUGCGGAGACCAAGUCGGCGCUGCACAUCGAGAUGGCCAAGAAGAACCUAUUCAUCAAAAGAGGUGUGGGAACUGAUGCAAAUGCUAUGGACCAAAGUAAACGCUUGCGAACUGGUGAAGACUAUACUCAUUCUGCGCAUGCUCCUCCUCCAUUCCACCCACCCCCACCAGCUGUUUCCAUGUGGGGAACUGCAGGUUAUAUGGCAGCUCCGCCUCCUUAUAAUCCUUAUGCUGGCUAUCCUGUGCCGACGGUACCAAUGGCUUCACCUUCUCCUUUGCCAGGCCCAACAGCAUAUGCUCCUGUGCAGAACAUGAAAGAUAACCCUCCCUGUAAUACCCUUUUCAUUGGAAAUCUUGGUGAAACUGUUGUUGAAGAGGAAUUGCGGGGCCUCUUCAGUCUACAACCUGGUUUCAAACAAAUGAAAGUGUUGCGUCAAGACAGGAACACCGUCUGUUUUAUUGAGUUCGAUGAUGUGAGCGCUGCUUCUGCUGUGCACCAUACUUUACAGGGUGCCGUUGUUCCCAGUUCUGGCCGCGGUGGGAUGCGAAUCCAAUUUUUCAAAAAAUCCCUUCGGGCGAAGGAAGGACUUAGUUGGUGGCAUGGUCGGCACUCUGAAUGGUGCUCCUGUUUGAGGGGAUGUAUCUUGAACUUUAGCAUGACAUCUUGA